CACAGCUUCACACCAGCUGUUUGUUUGCUAAGUUCUUAAUUAUUAUUAUUUUCCUCUUUAGUUUUUCUUUUGUUUGCAUUAAUUAUGUUCCUUUGGCAUUAUUUGAGCCUUUUGUGCCUUGGUUUCGCCGCAAACGAGGCGAAAUCCAUCAAAAAGUCGCAUGUUAGUCUGUUGGAGCCGACAUUUGAUCUGGACGAGAGACUGGGAAAGAUGGGGAUGUCCCCACCCGACAUUUCCAAUGAUGUGCAACGUGUGCAGGUCCCAUCGAGUGAUGCACCUGGAAAAGAUGACUGGAAGGGCAAGUGGUUCCCCCAUGCCCCGGGAGAUCCGGAGGAUAAGAAGCAGUCUGUGGAAAAGACGACCACGGAGGCAGUUACUCUACUGGAUUCCACAACAAAGGAUAGUUGGCAGGGCAAGUGGUUUCCCCAAGCCCCUGGGGAACCGCACCUGAUCAAGAUGUCCCCUCAGGACAGGAACAAGUCGGAUGAGUCCACAUUGAAGGGCAAGGUGAUUCCGUCCACGACCGAAAAACCCCAUGUGAUACGGAAGAAACCGCUGGACGGAAAGAACACGGAGGAAACUGAGGAGAAAAGUACCACGGAGGACGUAAAGAUACAGGAUAAUUGGCAGGGAAAGUGGUUUCCUCAGGGUCCCAACGAACCACACAAAUAUAAACCAUUCAUUUGCGAUGAUGGCAAGAGCAACCUUGCCGUGGAUUUCGAUCCAAAUGACAUCCGUGAUAGCCUGAAUUACCUGUGCAUCAGCAGCAAUCGCAGUGUGUACCAGCCGAACUUGACCAGAGAAGCCAUCCUCACGGAGCACUUCCUGCCCAGCGCCUAUUUGCCACCAGCCAAGUGCCUGAGUGAAAAUAUUAGUUAUUCCCACCUGCCAGUCACCAAUGGUCCAUAUCGUCCAUUGCCUGCUGAAUAUGGAUCCUAUUCCUACCUGCCACCCCAGCGAUACCUUCGUAACCUGGCAGAAGGUGCCAUAGUGAUGCUCUAUCAUCCCUGCGCUUUUCCAAGCCAAGUGAAGCAACUGCAGGACAUCCUGGGCGGCUGCCUGUAUCGCCAUUUGAUCUCACCCUCGCAGGCCCUCAAUCCGGAGCGUCCUCUGGCCCUGCUCGCCUGGAGCCGCAGCCUGGAGAUGUCCGUCGUGGACCAGCGAUUGGCGGUGGACUUCAUCCAGAAACACGCCAAGCAGGGACCACUUGCUCCGGAGGAACUGUCGCGGGUGGUGGAAAAAAGGGAAACCUACAAGGAGGGACUACUCACGGAGGCCCACUUGGUUACCACGGCGGAUGACUACGAGCUGUGCGGUUACCUGCAGGAGGGAAUGUAGGGAGAACAUGUUGACUAUUUGUUUUAAAUACAAUUCGAAUAAUUUGCCAAUUAUGUUCAUUUUUAUCUGCGUUCUGUGAUAGUUAAAGUUUUCAUUUAUAAAUUCCCAAAGUAUUUAUUUUUAUUCAUGAUCCGAACGCAAACGGUCAAGAUUUUUUUUCUUUACGAAUUCUUGCUCAUUACCGUAUUAAUAAGUUUAAAAAUUAUAUUUAUUGUUAAAAUGGGA
Molecule: messenger RNA, 1563 nt
Organism: Drosophila rhopaloa
Lineage: Eukaryota; Metazoa; Arthropoda; Insecta; Diptera; Drosophilidae
Exons: 3
Coding region: 85-1338 (417 amino acids)
Cellular component (GO): cytoplasm
Source: RefSeq, a predicted model, not a curated record